Neoarius graeffei (lesser salmon catfish) is the source of this 1834-nucleotide messenger RNA. RefSeq names its product ubiquitin-like domain containing CTD phosphatase 1 (gene ublcp1). Gene Ontology annotation, cellular component: nucleus. Lineage: Eukaryota; Metazoa; Chordata; Actinopteri; Siluriformes; Ariidae. The coding region runs from base 165 to 1124 and encodes 319 amino acids. Gene Ontology annotation, molecular function: protein binding; protein serine/threonine phosphatase activity. The transcript has 12 exons. The record is from RefSeq and is a predicted model, not a curated record. Gene Ontology annotation, biological process: protein dephosphorylation.
AGUUCAGAUAGCAGUCAAUAAAUGGAAAGCGAAGGAGGGCGAAGAAGAGCAUGGUCUAUGGAUAACUACAGAAUGAACUCUGUUUGAUAUUUGAGAGUCUGCUGUGUCACCAGGUGAAAACCUGUCUAAGGUCACCCAGCAUCCUGUGAAAAGAUUUUCCCAUCAUGUCUCUGUCGGUGAUAAUAAAGUGGGGAGGACAGGAGUACUCCAUCAACGCUCUGUCCGAAGACGACACCAUCCUGGACCUCAAACAGUCCAUUAAAUCUCUCACUGGAGUCCUGCCCGAACGCCAGAAACUGCUCGGCUUGAAGAUCAGAGGUAAACAAGCUGAUGACGAUACAAAGCUCGGCCUGCUGAAGCUUAAACCCAACAGCAAGAUCAUGAUGAUGGGCAGCAGAGAGGAAAGUCUGGAAGACAUCCUGGCUCCUCCUCCUCCUGAAAGUGAUGAUGUCAUCAAUGACUUUGACAUUGAAGAGGAGGUGAUCGAGGUGGAGAACAGGGAGGAGAAUCUGGCAAAGAUCGCACGCCGCAUCAAAGAGUACAAAGUGGAGGAGUUAAACCCACCGAGAGAGGGGAAGCGCUUACUCGUGUUAGACGUCGAUUACACGCUGUUCGAUCACAAGUCGUGUGCCGAGACGGGGCAGGAGCUCAUGAGGCCGUUCCUCCACGAGUUCCUCACGUCUGCGUACGAAGACUACGACAUCGUCAUCUGGUCUGCGACGAGCAUGAAGUGGAUCGAUGCUAAAAUGAAAGAGCUGGGUGUGUCAGACAACCCAAACUACAAGAUCACCUUCAUGCUGGACAGCGGAGCCAUGAUCACAGUUCACACACCUAAAAGGGGCGUGGUGGAGGUGAAGCCUUUGGGAGUGAUCUGGGGAAAGUACAACGAGUUUUACAACCGAAAGAACACCAUCAUGUUCGACGACAUCGGAAGGAACUUUCUCAUGAACCCACAAAAUGGACUGAAGAUUAAACCGUUCAUGAAGGCACACUUAAACCGAGAGAAAGACAAGGAGCUUCUGAAACUGUCUCACUACCUGAAGGAGAUCGCCAAGCUGGACGACUUUUCAGGCCUCAACCACAAGCACUGGGAAAGGUACCUCUCAAAGAAGCAGAGCCAGUGAAGCAGCUGGAGCGUUCAGCCUCAAGAACAAGUGAUGCUGGAGACUCACAAGCCAUCACCAAACAUCUCUCUCUCUCUCUCUCUCUCUCUCUCUCUCUCUGAAGAGAACCGGACUCAGAGGACUCCCCUUUACAGUUCCACAGAUGUGCUGAAUAAACCAGUAACAGCUGUAGCGCGAGCGUUUCAGUCUUCCCCUCCUCAUCACACUGAUGCACUGAUCAUCACCGUGUCGGAAAAGGGAACCUUUAGAAGUCUUGCUUGAAGCGAGUAGAAUUACAUCCACAAAUCCAGAAAUAUUCUCAGUCCUGCUUUAUAACUUUGAGCCCAAGAUCACUUUAUUCAUGUGACGUUUCUUUUACAGCCAGUUUCUCCAUUUCAGAAGCGUCGAGUUCUGGAUAUUUUAGGUUGCAGUGUUUACGUGCACACAUUCAGUUUGUGUAUUUUUGAUUUUUGUGCAGCGGUCGCUCUGGGAAAAGCUUUCUGAUCAGUGAAUACAAAACACAAACAAACCAAAAGCAAAACUGAAAACUGGAGAAUAAAAUAAACAUGACAGCAGAACUGAAAGUGUCACUAAAGCUAAAAUAUUACAAAAGUAAAAGCCUGACGUUAAAACUAAAACUAAAAACGGAACAAAACAAAGAACUCGAUCAAAACAAACAGGACAGAAAAAUCAAAAACAUAGACGUGCAGUAAAGUCUCUCUCUCUCUCCU